CACUGCAGGUGAAAAGAAAGCACGUUACUACACCGGAAUGUGACAGUCAUAAAAACGAUUAUGACAACGCGUGUGACGAAACACAUGCAGUUAUUUAAUAGCAAGGUGUUUUAAAUUAAUUUUUAUCGAGUUUUAAUUGAUCGAUGAUGGAUGUAAGUUUUAUGAGUGGGGCCGAGGCGGAUGUGUCGUCUGAUGAGUCGAGCGAGGAGGAAUUGCCCCUUCCACCCAGCCCCCUGAGGGAGGGCACGGGGGAACCCUUCACCGUGGUGCUGAAAGGCGGCCGACCAUGGGGGUUUAAACUCACCACAGGUUCUGAAUCCAAGUCAUCAAUUAUGAUCAGUGAGUUUGAUGCGGGUGGCAAGGCAAUAUCCAGUGGGCAGCUGCGCGUGGGAGAUCAUGUGUUGGCUGUGAAUGAAGUACGGUGCCACACCCAGACCGAGGCUAGACAGCUCAUAGAAAGCGCCUUCAACACCUUGACCCUCAGAGUGUGGAGGGCUGCUGGAGACUCGUUAUCUCCCCCUGUGCGGUCAGCCUCAUUCCUGCAGAAGACUCGAGAGCUGUCUGAGCGUGCCCGACAGCAGGCUGGGGUACAGGAUGACAGCGUGCUGUUCUCAGAGUCCAGGAGUGCGAGCACGCGCAUGAAACCUCGACAGAGACGCAUAGAAAGCUUUCAUGGUGGCAGGCGACCUUCGGCUCAGCCUAGCGGGAGCCCUUCUUCCACCAAUCAGACACCAGUAGGGACCCCCCGCCAGCAGCCAACCCCUAGUGUGACCCCAAGCCCAUCCAGCCCCUCAGAUGGUAGCCAGGUGUCUUCAGCCUCUAAACCCAGUCUCAAAGGCUGGGCCACCGAGCAUGACUUGUCAUCGUCACGACAACCUGUCAUAAUGUCAGGAAGUCAUGUGACCCGCAAUGUGCCAUUAUCAUCCGCUAAAUCAUCUCCAAGCCUAAAUCAAGAUGAGCCUCACAAUGUUGCAACAUCUAAUACGCCACGGGGGUAUAGUCCAAAACCAUUAAAAACUAUGACAAGAUCUACGACUGAUCUUCCUGAGCAUGUGAAUUAUGAAAAUGUGACUUCGCCCACCAGUCCAAAAAGUCCUGGGUGGUACCAGCAACCAUUGCCAAAUCGUAGUGUGUUUGACUUUUCUCCCUCGAGUAAUUCUCGAAGGAGCCCAAGAAAUUCUUACGCUGGUGGAAGUCCAAGGAACUCAUAUGCAAGUGGAAGUCCGCGCAAUUCUUAUGCUGGUCUCUCCUCUGCCUACUCAUCUGCAUCUCCAAUUCCAGGGUUCGCGCCAAUGUCUGUGCCAAGCACUUCUCUGUACCAGCCUGUGGACCAGGCAAGGAGCAGUGCAUAUAGUGCUUAUAAUCAAAAUCCAAACCUAACUGGUGCAAAUGUAAACAGCUUUGAUGAUACCCCUACUCCAAAACAAAACAGGUCGUACGACCGGAGAUCCCUUCCACCCCAGGCUUUGAAUCAGUUUAGAGAAUAUGAACGAGAAUUUAACAAAACUGAUGCUCAAAAACAUUUGACCAGUAUGCCAGUGACACGAGAGGAGGAUGACACAGAUAGGGAGGUUCGGGGAAUUCGACCCAAACCCCCUAAUGACCUUGACCUUAGGCCCAUGUGUUCACCCCCAGCCCCGCCUGUGAGAGAUAUUUCAAGUCUAAAAUACGUGAAAUCACAUCAAAAUCAUGAGAAAUAUCCAUCAUGGCCUGUGACAGCUGCUCAGCAGCCUCAAAACUUUAAGUCACCAAUUGACACUCAGCAAAGUGAAAAGGGUAAAGAGAGUGAAUCAAGUAGUGAGAAAAGUGAUCAAAGCCAGAGGCAGUAUGCAAAAGAAAGAACUAAGAAAGAAAGUCCUAGUGUUGAACGUAAGGGCAGUGAUGAGUUUAAGCAGCCUAGAAAUCAGAGUGAUCCUGGAUUUAAAAAGCCAAAGAAAAGUUUUUACACUACUCGCAAGCCUGUUGAACCAACUAAUGAAAACACCAAACCAGAAGGGGAAAGAUUUGAUGAAUUUUACAAAAGUUCUAAUCCGGGCUAUCCGCCUCCCAAGUUAGACCCUGAUGGUCAUAACUAUGGCGAUGAAAAAUACAGUAUUCCUUCUCCACCGGAACGCGAUGUACCAGGUUGUGAUGAUAAAUCACUGGUGGAGAAAAUUGCAGCCAUGAUAUCACCCCAGUCUCAGCCAUAUCACUACAGUCUGCAAUAUAACAUGGAGCAUGGCGGCUCGCGUGGCCUACAUUCAGAUGCCUCACCACACCAGUUUCAUUCAGCCAACUCCAAAGUUCCCGGAAUGUACUUUCAGCAGGCAAUGAAUGCUCAAAAUCUACUUAGAUCUAACAAUUCUAGGUCUAAAGGAACUGUGGAUUCGUGUACAAGUCCAAUCCCAAACCAUUCUGAGGCGAAGUCACAGGAUUUAAAGACAAUAACUGCCAACCCAAGACACCCAUCUGCAUUCUCCCCUGCAGAGAAACCCAGAGCAAUUGUGAUAACCCAAAAACCUUAUUACAAUACCAGCACCCAGACAGAUGACAGUCUGGCUGCUGAUUCUGGCAUUCAUUCCACCUACGGACCAUCGUCUAUUAGUUCUAUGUCCUCAUCAGUAACUGUAAAGUCAGAUUCUUCAUCACAUAGUUCUGGAAUAAGCAGUAUGACAUUCAGUGAUCAGUCCAGUGCUGGAAUGCUUAGAAAACUCUCUGAGGAAUUUUAUCGUGGUAGGCUGCAUGGCAUUAAUCCAAGUGAUAGAAGACUGUCCUCUGCAUCUGCGUAUGAUCACGAUUUGAAAAGUCCUCGUUCUGAUGCACAUUUUGGUGUUCUAAAAGAGGCAGAAUCUUGUAACAGUGUAGUAAUACACGCUCACGAAUCAUCCGGGCCUUUUGGGCGAGAUGACAUGGGCUCAAGCCCGAGUCUGGCAAGCUCCAAGCCGGAAAUGUCUGACAACGAACACGACUCAAAUGAUUUCCGUCACAGGGCGAGAUACAGCAUGGAUUCUGGAUCGGUCAUUCACAAAGCAUCAGCGAGCAUGUCCAUGGUCCCUAGAAAUUUAAACGAGUCCAGAUUCACAUCUGAAAGUAACUUAUCCUCAGGGCACCUGUCUCAGAGAAACUCUCACAGCCAGAGCUUGCUGCAGCUCAACCGCCCGCCCUCCGCCCUCAGUGAUCCACGUCAGUUUUCCCAGAGUUCCUACACGUCGUCCUCCACUUCCUCUCGGCCUCGAGGCUCAAUGGAGGCUCGUUCUUCGGGUAGCCGAGUGAGUUCAGCCUCGUCUAACACGGGCGAUCUAAAGCCUGAUAACUUUAGACUUGACUCUGACUCUGUGUUUUAUGAUGGAAAGGUAUCACCGGCUCCAGCAGGGAAUGAUGGUCAGAAUUCAGACAGUGGUAAAUCUGGGACCCUUGGUAGGAAGGAGAGCAUGAAAAUGGCUUAUGGAACUUACGAUGAGCAUGAGCAUCAGUAUGCCACCCCCUAUGGCCAUCAGCGAAACAACAGUGAAGUGUUGUCGCCUUCUGCGAGGGACGCAGCACAUGGAAGGUCCAUGUCGUUAAAUGACUAUUUACCCAUGCAUGCAAAUGCUGCAGAGGCCUUGAGACUGGGCCAGAUCACGGAAGAAGGAUCUGAGAUCAGAUGGCAGGAAGCUGUGCAAAAGUCUAAGUCACUUUCUAGGGGGGCAAUGUCAUCUAACUAUGAAAACAUCAAUAUAAGUUCAGGUAAUGAUGGUAACAGUUAUGUGUCCGUAAAGGAAAGUGAUUCAGAAAAAUCGGAUAAUGAAAAGAAACGCAGCGGGAUGAGGCGUACUGCAUCAGAGCAGUUUAAACCUAAAAAGGAUAGACAAAAGGAAAAAUUAAGUGAUUCAAGUAAAGGUGGAUACAGUUCAAGUGGUGGUGAAUCUUCCAAGGGGAAUAAAUCUGAUGGAGAGAAUGUGGGUAAACCAUUGUCUCAUCAGCACUUGUCAGAUUCUGAUUUGAAAAAAAGGCAACAGGAGGCGGUUUUGGAUUUUGUUAAACGUAAGAAAAAGGGGUCUGAUAGUUCAGAGCAGCAUAGCCCAAAUGUGAAGGACACCGCCCCUGAAUCUCCACCUCCGCCCAUUCCAGAUGGGACAUCCCCUCUCACAGGGACCACAAAUCCCCCACAUUCCCCUCUGACGGACAUUACAAAACGAUACAACUACACACAGGCACAGCGAAACGAAAGCAUGCGUAGAACGCAAUCAAUCACUUCGAAUUCCUCUAAGGAAUCUGAUUACAUGGAUAUGAAGAAGAUGAAUAUCCAGACGGAGUGGAGUAGACUGCGGGCCCAGGACAGCAAACAACCACGUCGCCCGCUGUCUAUUGGGUCUGACUUUGGCAGUGUGGACGGUCAUUCAACGCCAUCUAUUUUGACACCUGAUGGCGAGCCAGUCCAUAAACGCAGCACCAGCGAGACGCUACCAAAACAUAUUGAAGCUGCACAGGCGCAACAAGAGCCAACCAGUCCUGAAUCAAUCCCCCCUGCUGGUGAUGACGGCACCAUGGUGACCGCCCCGAUCUAUCACAACCUGUCCACAGGGGACUACCCCCGCCGCCCACCUCCGCCCGUCCCAGGGAUCCACAGUGAGAGCCCACCAGCCCUCCCGCCCCGCCGCUUCAUCAACAGCAAGUCUGAGUCCUUCCUACUGAGUCGUGUGGAUCCUAGUCAGCAAGAAGCCUUGAAGAGUGUCUACCAGGAGGAGGCUGGGGUCAUUGCCCCAUCUGGGACCAGGGCCUGGGAGGCCAACACUGGAACUCUUAAAGAGGAUGCGUACGCGGCGCAGCUCAGGCGGCAGGCCCGCAGGUUCUCUGAGCAACAUAAGCCUGUCGGGAUAUCCAUGCAGGUGGUGUCUACAAAGUCCACAGUGCAGGUGUCCCUGUCGCAGUCCUACAAACAGGAGCCGGCGGCCGCUAUGGAGGCAAAAUCAGCCUUGCACCUUUCACCCCAGACCUCUCACAGUCAGUUGGAUGCUAAGCAGAUUUGUGCGCUGCACUCUCCCCCGCUGUCUCGUGACAGAGCCACCCCUGAACCACCGCCCAUGCCAACGCCUUUGAAGAACGGGGAGGUGGAAGUGCCUGUGGAUCUGAACGCUACUGCGGAUUUCCCUCCACCGCCAGUGGAGUUCAUGGAGGGAACAGACAAUGUGGCAGAUCUGAAUGGCAGGUGCGCUGAUGAUUCGUACGGCUCCUACAAGACCCGGUCCCCUCGUGAGCUCGGCAAGUACAAGCGUACCACGUCUGACACCACAUUGCUGAGACAGCAACAGGAUGUUAACACCUUCCAGCCUCUCCCAGAGAACAACGAGACGCCAAACAAACCUCCCCGCAAGAGGCUAGAGGGUCGUGACUCACCCAAUCUGGGUCAGCGCUCAUCAAAUCAAUACCGUAGGUCGCCGCCACAGGUUCCGGCUUUCCAGUCUGCUGACGUGACCUCGGUCCCCCAUGUGGUGAAAUCAGUGGCCCAACCGUUGCCCAAGGUUAAUUUACCAACCAGUAUGACCAGCUCGGGAAGUUUUACCGACACGGUCGUUCAGCGGCCAGGCGAUCGUAACAGUGUGUCUGAGGAACCACGGCCUACUGUGAAGGAUCGCGUGAAAAACAUUGAAGUGUUUGCACAUUCACCUGGCUCUACCAGGUCAGGCAGUCGUGAACGGUUACAUAGCAAUGGAUCUUCUGGAGCAACUGGUGAUGAGAAAAAAGACUCUAGCAUGGAAAAUCACAAAGCAGACUCUUUAGAGCGAUUGGAAAGUUCUGUGACUCAUAGUGAUAGUUUUAGAGACCGGCUUCGACCGGUGGUGAAAAAAGUGAGCGAUGAUGAAAGUAAACAUAGUGAGGAUAUGGCUGACAUUGUGUCUUCAACGCCUCCUGUGGUUCCUAACAGGACUUACAAGCAACAACAACCUGCUGUGUCAAAUAGCUCUAGUUACAGAAAAGACUCAUUUCAGAAUCAUGGCCCGAAGCCAUAUGCAAAUAAAUCAAACAACAGUGCCAAUAUUCAUAAUCCUUUACAUCAGAAUAAUGUUGUGAACUUUAGUCAAAGUCAGGACAUGAAGCGAAGUCCGGGUCAGUCGAUACCGGAGCCGCAAGUGCCUGCACGCAGCUGGAAAAACGAGCAGUUUGUGCGAGAUCAAAACUCAAGUGUUUCUAGUCCAGACUCAAGGCAUCACGGUGAUGCAAGUGAUACUGUUAAGAACAAAGAAAAUACGCAAGUCACUAGUGUUCAAAGUAGACAGAAAUGGAACCAUGAGACCACGUUUUCACCCAAUACCCGUAGUCACAUUCAUAAUUCUGAUAACCAAAAUGUAGCUAUAUUUCAACAAAAUCACCAUCCCAAAGAAAAAACCAGAGACAGUGAACAAAACCCUGGAACAGUGCCUUCUCAUUCCAUGUCCAGCCCUCCUCAAAGCUGGCAACAUCCCCCCACAUCUGACAACAGACACCCCAGCAGUCAGACAAAAUGUCCAACACUUCUCCACAUACUCAAAACAUUUCCACUUCGGUUAAUCGUAGUGAUCGCUCAACUCACUCAAAUCGCGCCGACCAGACCUUACCAGAUCAGCCAGUGCAGCCCGCGCUCAGCCAAGUCAGCCUGAACCACGGCCGCCAGCCAGUGGCCCCCCUCGUCAGUGUGCAGCAUGGCCGGCAGCCAUCGGCCGAGGAGCUGGAGUGUGACCUGAGGGCCCAGGAGCUGGCCAAGGUGCUGGGGGACAGCGAGAGGGAGCUGUGUGAGGUGCUCCAGUCU
Messenger RNA from Dreissena polymorpha, 6745 nucleotides. RefSeq lists its product as uncharacterized. The record is from RefSeq and is a predicted model, not a curated record. The transcript is spliced from 7 exons. NCBI's taxonomy places the organism in Eukaryota, Metazoa, Mollusca, Bivalvia, Myida, Dreissenidae. Gene Ontology annotation, molecular function: protein binding. The coding region runs from base 144 to 6596 and encodes 2150 amino acids.